Grus americana (Whooping crane) is the source of this 2093-nucleotide messenger RNA. RefSeq names its product HtrA serine peptidase 1 (gene HTRA1). Gene Ontology annotation, cellular component: extracellular region. The record is from RefSeq and is a predicted model, not a curated record. Lineage: Eukaryota; Metazoa; Chordata; Aves; Gruiformes; Gruidae. Bases 88 to 1539 code for a protein of 483 amino acids. Gene Ontology annotation, biological process: programmed cell death; proteolysis; positive regulation of apoptotic process. The transcript is spliced from 9 exons. Gene Ontology annotation, molecular function: protein binding; serine-type endopeptidase activity.
GCCCUCCCCAGCCGCGGCGCCGCUUAAAGCCGCCCGCCCGCCUCGCCGGGCUCACCGCCCCACGCCGCCCCUCGCCUGACCGCCGCGAUGCCGCUGUGGGGCCAGAGCCUGCUGCUGCUGGCAGCCGCCUUGCUGCCGGCGCUGCUGCCCACCCUGCUGCCCGCCGCCACCGCCGCGCCGCCGCCCGCCUGCCCGGAGCGCUGCGAGCGGUCGCGCUGCCCGCCGCUGCCCCCCUCCUGCUCCGGCGGCGCCGUGCUGGACACCUGCGGCUGCUGCCGCGUCUGCGGGGCGGAGGAGGGAGAGCCCUGCGGCGGGCCCGGCGGCGGCGGGCCGCCCUGCGGUGAGGGGCUCCAGUGCGUCGUGCCGCCCGGCAGCGGCGUGCCCGCCUCGGCCACCGUGCGCAAGCGGGCGGCCGCCGGGCGCUGCGUGUGCUCCAGCAGCGAACCCGUCUGCGGCAGCGACGCCGUCACCUACGCCAGCCCCUGCCAGCUGCGGGCCGCCAGCCGCCGCGCCGAGAGUCUCCGCCAGCCGCCCGUCAUCGCCAUCCAGCGCGGAGCCUGCGGGCAGGGCCAGGAACAUCCUAAUAGCCUGCGGCACAAAUACAACUUUAUUGCAGAUGUGGUGGAGAAGAUAGCUCCUGCUGUGGUUCACAUUGAAUUAUUUCGCAAACUGCCUUAUUCCAAGAGGGAGAUUCCUGUUGCCAGUGGUUCAGGGUUCAUCGUCUCAGAAGACGGACUGAUAGUGACAAACGCCCACGUCGUCACCAACAAAAACCGGGUGAAGGUGGAACUGAAGAAUGGUGAAACAUAUGAAGCUAAAAUUAAAGAUGUUGAUGAAAAAGCUGAUAUUGCACUAAUUAAAAUAGAUUCUCAGGGUAAAUUGCCAGUUCUUCUGCUUGGUCAGUCUGCAGACUUGAGGCCAGGAGAAUUUGUGGUCGCGAUUGGAAGUCCCUUUUCCCUUCAAAACACAGUGACUACAGGGAUCGUUAGCACUACUCAACGUGGAGGGAAGGAGCUGGGGCUCCGCAACUCCGAUAUGGACUAUAUUCAGACCGAUGCCAUCAUCAACUAUGGAAACUCCGGAGGACCCCUGGUAAAUCUGGAUGGUGAAGUCAUAGGAAUCAAUACAUUAAAAGUUACAGCAGGGAUCUCCUUUGCUAUCCCAUCGGAUAAAAUCAAGAAGUUCCUAACUGAAUCCCAUGACAGACAAGCUAAAGGAAAAGCGAUAACCAAAAAGAAAUACAUUGGCAUACGAAUGAUGUCCCUAACUCCUAGCAAAGCUAGAGAGCUGAAGGAUCGCCAUAAAGACUUUCCUGAUGUUGUCUCUGGGGCCUAUGUUAUUGAAGUAAUUCCAGAAACACCAGCUGAAGCUGGUGGCCUGAAGGACAACGAUGUGAUUAUAAGCAUCAAUGGACAGUCGAUAAGUUCAGCCAGUGAUGUCAGUGACAUUAUUAAAAAGGACAGUACGCUGAACAUGGUUGUACGCAGGGGCAACGAAGAUGUUAUGUUAACAGUAGUUCCUGAAGAAAUCGAUCCCUAACCAGAAACAUGAGCUGGAUUUCAUGUUUUCUUUUAACAGCAUUGGACUGCUUAUAUUCUCUCUGUGCUGGUACAGGAAACGUUAGACUUCUGACCAACAUUCUGCUUGUUCAGUGGAUUAGUAUUGCCCAACAGAGUAACUUCUAAUAGGUUUAAGGUGCAAAAUCAGUGUAAUUUCACAUACUCCAGACGAUAAUUUUUUUCCUUCUGUAUUAUGUAUGCAAUGUAUUCUUUACUGGCUAUUACAUUCCCCGCUUAACAAAUCGACGUUUGCUUCCCCGUGUUGAAUAGAUUUACCAUUAUUUCCGCUCAGUUUUAAACAAAACCCACACACACAAUGUGUGUUGUGGUAUUCAGGUAUUUAUAGGUUAGCUGUGUUUUAACUGGAAAUACCAUUGUAAAGGAGUAGUUGGUUUAAAAGAAAACAUAAUUGGGAAAAAAAAAGUUUCAUUUAUAAACACAGAGAAAUCCCAACCAAAAUAACCUUUUGAGGAUCCCAUGCAGGACUUUAAUACUAUGAUAUUUUCCUAGUGUUAUUAAAAGAAUUCAACAGUA